AUGGGAAAACCUGUCGUCGACUACUCCCUCUACCUCGUCACGGACUCCACCCCGGCCAUCCUCGGCAACCGGGACCUCGUCUCCGUCGUCGAGGCCGCCGUCCAGGGUGGAGUCACCGUCGUGCAGUACCGCGACAAGACGAGUGACACCCGCGUGCUCGUCGACACCGCCAGGGCCCUGCACGCCAUCACCUCCCGCCACGGCGUGCCCUUGCUCAUCAAUGACCGGGUGGACGUCGCGCUGGCUGUGGGGUGCGAGGGUGUGCAUAUCGGACAGGAUGACAUGGGUACGUGA
Parascedosporium putredinis is the source of this 294-nucleotide messenger RNA. NCBI's taxonomy places the organism in Eukaryota, Fungi, Ascomycota, Sordariomycetes, Microascales, Microascaceae. The record is from the annotation of a GenBank genome assembly.